Pistacia vera is the source of this 1574-nucleotide messenger RNA. Its product is annotated as probable xyloglucan galactosyltransferase GT19. Bases 114 to 1418 code for a protein of 434 amino acids. The record is from RefSeq and is a predicted model, not a curated record. Gene Ontology annotation, molecular function: glycosyltransferase activity. The transcript has a single exon. NCBI's taxonomy places the organism in Eukaryota, Viridiplantae, Streptophyta, Magnoliopsida, Sapindales, Anacardiaceae.
UCUCAACACCACGCUUAAAAUCCUCCGUACUUUGUUAAAACAAAAACACCAAAACCCACUCUCUCACUCACUUUCCUUAAUUAAAACCAUAAAUUCCCACUCUCUCUCUCUCAAUGUCUUCCAAAUCCAUCAAUAUCUUCAUCUUCAUCUUAUUUCUACUCAGAUUAGCAUCUUCUGAUCGAACCUCAGACUGCUCCAACCGUUGGAUCUACAUCAGACCGUUACCAUCACGUUUCAAUUUUGAUCUCCUCUCAAACUGCUCUGCGUACCCUCUGUUUGACGAUUUCUGUUCUUAUUUACCCAAUCACGGCCUCGGACCCAAAACCCAUAACCAUUCUCUCAGCUGGUACCGCACUGACCCAAUCUUGCUUGAACAAUUUUUUCACCGGAGAAUUCUUGAAUACCCUUGUUUAACUCAAGAUCCCACUCUUGCCAACGCCAUUUACCUCCCUUAUUAUACUGCCCUUGACGCUUUAAAGUACUUGUACGGACCCGAAGUCAACUCCAGCAAUCAACACGGUCUUGAAUUAUACAAUUUCUUACGCAAGGACGUUCCUCAUAUAUGGGAUCGCCACGCCGGUCACGAUCAUUUCUUGGUAAUAGCAAGACCCGCCUGGGAUUUUUCACAACCUUUUACUAAUGAUCCUCCCGUUUGGGGAACUUCGUUUCUUGAACUCGCUGAGUUUUAUAAUGUAACGACUUUGAUUCCUGAGGGACGAGCUUGGGGUUGGCAGGAACAAGCGGUGCCUUAUCCCACCAGUUAUCAUCCAUCAAACUCCGUCGUUUUGGGGUCGUGGUUGAAACGCGUGAGAAAUUCAAGAAGAAAUAGUUUAAUGUUGUUUGCCGGAGGAGGAGGCGUUGCUGCGACUCCAAAUAUUAGGAGAAGUAUCAGAAAUGAAUGUGAAGAUAAUAGUACCGAGAUUUCUGGAGGGUAUUUUAGUAAAGUUUGUGAGAUUGUUGAUUGUUCAAAUGGGAUUUGUGAGCACGAUCCGAUUAAGUAUAUUAAGCCAAUGUUGCAAGCCAAUUUCUGUUUGCAGCCUCCGGGGGAUACGCCGACAAGGAGGUCAACAUUUGAUGGGAUUCUUGCUGGUUGCAUACCCGUUUUCUUUGAAGAACAAUCUGCCAAAUCACAGUACGACUGGCAUUUACCUCAACAUAUUUAUGACGAAUUUUCAGUGUUUAUUCCGAAGGAGGAUGUUGUGUUUAAAGGGUUGAAAAUUGUUGAUGUGUUGAUGAGUAUGCCAAAAUAUAAGGUGAGGAGAAUGAGGGAGAAAGUUAUUGAAUUGAUACCAAGAAUUAUUUAUAGAAGACAUGAUAGUACUCUUCCUAUGAAGAACAUCAAGGAUGCUGUUGAUAUUGCAAUUGAGGGUACUUUACACAGGAUCCAAUCUAGGCUCAAAUCAGUGUCAGUUCAAUGACCUCACUUCUUUCUAUUGUAGAACAUUAUUCAUUAUUCGUCUUUUUUGUUUACUACUUUGUACUUUAUAUUGUAUUGUUUCCCGCAAACACGUCUGAGGAAACACAGUACUUGUAUUGUAUCUUAAUUCGUAAGUUAUAACAAUACAUGUUUAUGA